AGAACAUCAUGGCGAUAGAUGGUGGAGAGCGGAAUUGUGGAGUACAUGAGCUUAUCUGCAUCAGAAAAGUGUCUCCUGAGGCUCUGGGGUUCCUGUCUGGCAUUGGUGUGUUCAUCUUUCUUGUGAUUGUACUCUUUCUUUACCUCAAUAACAAAUUAUCCCUUGAGAGUGCCAACCAGCUGUCCAGCCUUGACCAGUACAGAAAAAGCACAGAGCCAGCAGAUAAGAGUUAUGUGAAUGCAGACUAUCACUGCUCGUCGUCAGACAGUGAUGAUGAGGUGAUUGGACAGUAUCAGGAAGCCGUGUCUCGAUCGCAGGGUCUCAGGGGUGGGUCAGCGGGGACUCACUCACGCCACCAGAAGGGCUAUGGCUGGGACACACGGCAGAAAUACUGCCCCCUAGCGGCUGAAUAUGAUGGCUACAGCAGUGAGGCCUCAGCAGAUGAUGUAAACUGUAUCCAGCGGAUGAGACGGACUCCACCAUUGGAUGAGCUGCAGCCUCCACCCUAUCAGGAUGAGAAUGGGUCGCCACGCAUGUCAUGCACACCCUCUGACCUGGACGAUGCCAAAUGUGACCUUUCCCAGGGGAGCGAUAGCCCCAGACACAGCUAUGGAAAAUGUCCAAGUGAGGUCAGCGGCGCACAGGAAACGGAGAGUUUCCUUAACAAGGGCUAUGAAGAAGAUGUGCCCAGUGACAGCACUGCUGUACUCAGCCCAGAGAAUCUGUCUGCACGUGGAUCGGCGGCUCAGCUUCCCAAAGGUUACGAACCUGAGCCUCUCUCUCAAUAUGGAACUCUCGACGUCAUCUUUGACUACGAUUCGUCUGACCAGCGUCUGUCUGUCACGAUAACAGCGCUGACAGACAUUCCUUCUCUCAAACGCACGGGUAACAUCUCCUGGCAGGUGCAUCUGGUGCUGCUGCCCACCAAAAAACAGAGGGCCAAAACCAUCAUCCAGCGUGGCCCCUGCCCCGUCUUCACAGAGACACUUUACUUCAGCCAUAUCGAGUCGGAGAUGAUCGGGAAUUAUGCCGUCCGGUUCCGCUUGUACAGCAUCCGCAGGAUGAAGAAGGUGAAGGCUCUUGGAGAGAAGGUGUUCUACCUCACCAAACUCAACCUACAGGGCAAGAUGUCAGUCCCCAUAAUACUGGACCCCUACUGCAACAUACCUGGCAGUGACUCUCAGGCAAGCAUGUCAGAUGUAUCGUGCAGCGAGACGGCCUCGUCGUUCCCAUCUGCUGGUCAGGGGUCAGCUCCUGAGAUCCUGCUGGGGCUUGUGUACAACGCCACUACAGGACGUCUCUCUGUGGAGGUCAUCAAAGGAAGCCACUUUAAAAACCUGGCAGCAAAUAAACCUCCCAACGGUUUGUUCUGUUGUCUAAAGCACUUGAUAGGUGGGCAGGUGUACAUAAUCCGAGACACAUACGUAAAGCUGACUCUGCUGAACUCAAUGGGUCAAGAGAUGUCCAAGUGCAAGACGUCCAUCUGUCGAGGCCAACCCAACCCCACCUACAAGGAGACCUUUGUGUUCCAAGUAGCUCUGUUCCAGCUCUCCGAUGUCACACUCAUCCUGUCGGUCUACAACAAGCGCAGCAUGAAACGGAAGGAGAUGAUUGGCUGGAUCUCUCUGGGGCUGAACAGCUCUGGGGAGGAGGAGCUGACACACUGGACACAGAUGAAGGAAUCGAAGGGACAACAGGUGUGUCGAUGGCACAGUCUUUUGGAGUCCUAGAAUGUCAGCAAGUGAUGGCAAUGAUGUGUGUUAUGGCAUAGGUGACAGAGAGCAGGUCAUGCCCUCGAACGGCCCCAAGACAACAGAGCUGGCCCUCACUGCAGUGCAUUAUGAGAAACACGAGUAGUUCUGGGGAUGUAAUCUACUCUCCUUCCCAAUGCACUGUGGGAAACGGGUUAGAGAAAAUGGUGAGAACAGGGUUAGAGAUGCCACACCGUUAAUGGAGGAAACACUACUGAGAUUUAUUUAGAUAUUUAUUUGUAUAUUUUGACAUGAUGUUUCUCUUUUGUUCAUUUUAAGAUUAUGGGGUUAUGGUGUUUAAGGCACAGUACGAGAGAAAGAAAGUGUGAGAUCCAGACAUGAACGAGUUCAUAUAUCUUAGCUCAGAUUAUAACUUGUGUCCUAAGAUUACAUUACUCAGACCUACCAAAGUUGUUCAGGGGUACAAUUACUGUCAGGUUGACUAGAUGCCAUUCUGAGGUAUUUGAAUGAAAACUAUGUCUAUGGCUGGGUUUCUCAACAUGUGAUUGGAUUUUCUAGAUUGUGUUCUUAUACAGGAUUUAGUUCAUUCCAAUGUAUUAUAAGAGUGCCAAUCCAUACUUCACCACAUACAGCCUGUUAUGUGUCAGUGCCCGGUUACAUGAAACUCCUUAAGUGAGGGUUUCCCUGAGGGAGAAAAAAUCCCUGAGGUAAGGGAUUUCAUUAAGAGCGUUGCAAGAAACCUCUUAACUGUCAACCUUACCUAAGUGUUUAUACUAAGCGUUUCACAGUAGUUUCUGACAUCAAACGGCAAAGAUCUCCGCGGUUGCUAUAGUUACUACCUCUAACAGUAAACAGAACAUAACGAACCACAAAGUCAAACCCUUUCUUAAAUCACACUUGUAUUAAUAUAUUUUUCAUAUGGAGAGUACAAACAUAACAGAAAAAAAAAAAAAAA
Molecule: messenger RNA, 2667 nt
Organism: Carassius auratus (goldfish)
Lineage: Eukaryota; Metazoa; Chordata; Actinopteri; Cypriniformes; Cyprinidae
Product: synaptotagmin-14-like
Exons: 9
Coding region: 9-1730 (573 amino acids)
Molecular function (GO): phospholipid binding
Source: RefSeq, a predicted model, not a curated record